This is a messenger RNA of Malus domestica (apple), 2157 nucleotides long. The record is from RefSeq and is a predicted model, not a curated record. Lineage: Eukaryota; Viridiplantae; Streptophyta; Magnoliopsida; Rosales; Rosaceae.
GUACCCUGUAGAUCCAGUUUCCACUUCCGACCCCCACAAACACCAUUUUACUCAUUUUCUCAGACAGAAGCGGAUCAAAUAUAAUCCCUGUGGGUUUUGUUUGUUCAAAUUUCUCGCCUCUCCUCUCUUGAUAAAAUAUAUAAAAAAAAGUUAUAAAAAAAAAAAAAAAUGAAUCUCCGGAAUUGUUAUUCUACGAAGAAAACGGCAACUCCAUCCUCUCAACUCAUGCGAUGCAACAAGAGAUGAAGUUCGAUUCUCACUUUUUGUGCUAAAGGGAGCAGCAGCCCUUACUAGGAGCCCUUAUAGUUUAUAGGCAAAGGAGACGCUUGCCAAAAAGAAUGAUGAAUAGUAAGGGCGGCGAGUGCAACUUGGUGGACAGAAUUAGCAAGUUGCCAGAAGAAAUUCUCGUUACUAUUGUGUCUCUCUUGCCACUAAAAGAAGCAGGAGCUACCAGUAUUCUUUCCAAGCGAUGGCAAUAUGUGUGGGCGUCUACCGUGACUCUCGAUUUUGAUCCUAAACAUGAGCUGGGUGAACAUUAUUGCCGCCUGCUGCGUGUAGAACCAGAACAAAAAGACCUGCUAAGACAGAGAUAUGUCGAUUGGGUAAACACUGUGGUGGAACAACAUAGAGGCCCUGUUAUCGAACAAUUCCGGGCUUACUUUGAUAUAGAUGGUCAUUUUACAAGUUCCAUUGAUAAGUGGAUUCAGUUUGCAAUGAAUAAGAGAGUUCAAAUACUUGAGCUGGUGUUUUGCAAUGAAUUGAGAUCUAACUAUAAAGAUGUCUAUCCCUUUCCCGUCCAACUUUUAGGUCUCCAAAAUGAUUCUACCUUGAAGCUCAAUCCCACCCAUUCUGACAUUUCAAGUCUACAUUCCUCUAGAUACAAUGUUGGAUUUAAGUUCCUCAGAGUUCUUUAUUUCAAUUAUGUUGACGUGUCUGGAAAAGUUCUUGAAUACUUACUGUCAAAUUGUCCAGUUCUUGAAAGAUUAAAAGUGGACAGUGCUAACAAUAAGUUGGUUAAUUUAAGAGUAGUUGGUUCGUCGAUGGCAUUGAAAUAUUUAGAUAUUCAAUUUUGUUUUGCCCUCAGAAGCAUUGAGAUUCGUGAUGCAAACCUUGUUUCAUUCAUGUAUGUGGGAGGACGUCAUAUAAACUUGCUUCUCAGUAACGUACCUUUACUUGUAGAGGUAUGCGUUAAUGAGCGUAUUAAACCUUUCUUGUUUGAGGGUCGUAUCUACUAUCGAUCCAUACAGCUUCCCUUCACCCAACUGUCAUGCUGUCUUUCUCAGCUAGAGGUCCUCAUGCUACCCAUCGAUGGAGCGGUUAGUAUAUGCAAUUAUAAUUUGCUGGUUUUCUUUUCUUCUGUUUUCGUUAUGUAGUUUACUUAAUUUUUUUCCAUUCUAUGUUUCUGAUAAAUAGAGUCAAAAGUCGCUCUGAAUAAGCAGUAGCUUGUGUUAUACCAUAGAUUGAGCCUCAAUAUUUGAGCCUCAUUACUUAGCCCAUAAAUUACGUAAGAGGGGAGAAAAACCCCAUAGAUUGAGCCUCAAUAUUUGAGGCUCAUUACUUAGCCCAUAAAGUACGUAAGAGGGGAGAAAAACCCAACCCUUAGCAACAAGUAAUAUGGCAAACCCUAACCUCUCUAGCAACAAGUCUCUGUGUACAAAUGCUCCCCCCAUCCUAACCUCAAGGUGGUGGAAGUACUAGGGUAUCGUGCUCAUCCACGUGUUGGUGAACAUGUCAUGCACCUUAUAAAGAACGUUGCUGCACUGGAGAAAAUAAUUAUCGAUCCUGUCCGGCGUUGGGUGUAUCCUAUUGGAUCACAUUCUAACGAAAGGGUUAGGGGAGUUCAAGAGGUCAAAGAGGAAGUGCAAGGAAGAGCUCAUGCUAUGCAGCACCUAAAAGAAAUUGUGCCUUCAACUAUUGAAUUCGUAUGCCUCUAGUAUCAGCAAGUGCAGUGCUGAAAUUAUACAGACAUUGUAUUCGGUUGGAAUUCUCAAAGACUAGCUAGGCUCAGAUUAAUGGUGGUUAAGUGUGGUGUGAGCAAACAAACUUGAACCAAGACUUGGUUUGCCAUUCUUUGCUUAUAUUUAUUAAUCUUUUUCCAUUCUAUGUUUCUGAUAAAUAAAGUCAAAAGUCGCUCUGAAUAAGCAGUAGCUUGUGUUA